UUUUUAAUGGAGGUGUGUGUGUGUGUGUGUGUGUGUGUGUGUAAGGGGGGCGGAAGGCGGGUGGGGGGGGGAUGUAAAAAGAAGAGGGACGCCGCCGGUCCGCUCGUGCCUCCAAAAGCCCAUCUGGAACGCGAGCGCGUGCGUCUUGCCCGCAUAAAUGCCUGGUCCAGAGGCGGCGGGACUGCAGGAGAGAGAAGAAGCGCGCGCGGAGCCGCGCUGCACCAACGGAUUAUUUUUUGCUGGCUCUCUCGGGGGGUCAGAGCGCGAGACCAGGAUUCUUCCUUUUAACACAUCCGGACGAUUGGCCACACGGUACCGGCUGGUGACGGCACGUUAACGGAUCAGGACUUUGAACUGGCAGGACAAAUGAAUACAAAUGAAUUUUGCGACCCGAAGGAGAGACCGCGGUACCUCUCACCUCCACGCAAAGAGAGCUCUACUCCUGUGUACUCUUCUGUGUUGCACGUGUUCUUCAGGAUUCACACAAGCGCUGUCUGAAGAUGUGGACGUGUUGCAGCGGCUGGGUCUUCGCUUUGAGCAGGGUCCUCGCUCUGUCCCGUUUGGUGUCAUCCCACUCCACUCCAGCAUCAUCCUCACAUCACGGGCGCGUGUCACUGCUGCCACACGCUCCGUAUUCCCACAGCCUUUCUCCUGGAACACCACACUCGUGCUAAGCAUACGCUCACAUCGUGCCAACUCUGCUUUCCUUUUCUCGGUUUUCUCUGGCUCACGCCUCCAGUUAGGCUUGCAGGUGUCACCGGAUGACCUUACACUCCACGCUGGGCCUGGCAACUCGGUUCGCUUUCCGUAUCACCUUCAUGAUGGCCGCUGGCACCACCUGGCCCUUGUGCUUGCUGGCCAGACAGCCACCCUGCUGCCUGCUUGUGACAACGACAGCAGUGGAACAACACAAGAGUUUCCACUACGUCCUCCGUUUCAGCAUUUGGACCCCCGGAGCACCUUCCGACUGGGCGGAAGCAGUGCUUUGCUACCUAACAUUGAACCCUUUGAGGGUGCAGUGUGCCAGUUCGAUGUGGUACCCACAGAACAGGUUAACUAUUGCAAGGCCAUUCGAAAGCAGUGCAGAGAAAAUGACACCUACCGGCCAGCAGCGCCGUCUCCCCUGCUGCCUUUACCCUCCACAAUGGUGCAGUCAUCCACAUCUAAUCACACCCUUGCAGUCAUGCCCACUCUAAUUCCCUGGACACUCCUGAAUGGCUCUGUCACACCUAGAGUCAGAACCAGCCAUGAUUCGACAGGGUUUCGAGCCACAGCGACUCCUCAAAUUCCCCCAACUCAGAUAGGAUUCAAACCGCCACCAUUGCAUGGAAACUCGGACACUGCCACACCGUCACCAACUUUCAGGGCACACAAAGAGCUAAACCAAAAAAGCCCCAAACCCCCAGCCUCCAAGCCCAUGUUGGGAAAAUCCAUCACUGACACCAAACUGACCGGAUCCAGACACACUACAGCAAAAGCUCAAGCUCAAACUGUUACUGUGAAACCGUUACACAUGUUUACAAGUCCAAAACCUGCUGUCUCAAAUCCCAUGAGUGUAUCAAAACCCAGCAGCUCAAAACACACACGCAUAUCAAAAGCCUUCAGCUCCAAACCCACCAGUGCAUCAAAACUUAACAGCACCAAACCCACUAGUGUGUCAAAACCGUCUAACUCAAAACCAAAUAGUGUAUCAAAACCUGCUAGCAUAAAACCCACAACCAUAUCAAAACCCACCCAUUCAAAACCGUUAGCCUCCAAACCAGCACUAGUGAAGCCCUCUAAACCCACAAUUCCAAAAGGGCCCCUUCCCAAACCCUCCCCUACUAAACCUCCAUUAGAAACAACCAGAAAAAAAAUCACAGGAAACGUACUGACCCCGACUGUCAGUCCCACGCAGCGCCAAUUAAACUUAUCAAUAUCUUUAUCUAACAAGAUUCCCAUUACCCCCAAGAAACUAAGCCCUUUGCCAACUAAAAAGGUCCCAAGCAGCACCAAACAGACACCCAGACACAUGCCCCCCAUGCCCAGGACCACACCUGUCAUCCCUGUUGUUUCAAAGAUGCCUCCAAUCACUCUAGUAAAACCUACCAAAAGCUCAGUGGUACAUGCUACCAUGUUGGCCCCAGAGACAGGGACAGUUCUGCCUGCUGAUGGACUUCAGGGCUGGGAUAUGGAUCUAGGACUUUUUGCUUCUCAGAUUGGACCUCCAGGGCAAAAGGGAGAACUUGGACCUGUGGGAAUUCAGGGACCACCAGGAAAACCAGGAGCACCAGGAAAAAGGGGCCCACAGGGACCACCCGGGCCACACGGCAAUCCAGGAAGACCAGGUCCCCCAGGCUUAAAGGGGAAGAAAGGUGACCCUGGACUUUCACCUGAAAUAGCCCCUAAAGGAGAAAAAGGAGAUCCUGGUAUUAUUGGUCCAGUGGGUUUACCUGGUGCAGAAGGUCAAAAGGGGCAAAAAGGCCAUCCUGGACCACCUGGUCUCCCAGGGGAAAUGGGGGAGCAAGGGCCCGAUGGAAGUGCCGGUGCCAAAGGUUAUCCUGGCAGGCAGGGGCUUCCAGGUCCCAUAGGGCCUCGCGGACCAAAAGGUGCUCGGGGAUUUAUCGGCAUCCCAGGCCUUUUUGGUUUACCAGGACCUGAUGGUGAAAGAGGUAGCUCUGGUCCUCCAGGGAAGAGGGGCACGAUGGGUACGCCGGGUUUUCCAGGUGAUUUUGGUGAGAGGGGGCCCCCAGGAGCCGACGGAGAACCUGGUAUUAUUGGUGCCACUGGCCCUCCUGGAGUACUUGGACUGAUUGGUGACAUGGGCCCAGCUGGUGUGGUUGGUUUACCAGGACUGACUGGACUAAAGGGUGUUGCUGGGAACAUGGGCGAGCCCGGACUGAAAGGUGAUAAGGGUGAAAUUGGGUUCCCUGGAAAGCAAGGGGAGAUCGGGUUCCAUGGAGACAAGGGAAUUCAGGGUUUGCCAGGGUUGCCAGGUCCUCGUGGAAAACCUGGACCUCAGGGUAGACCGGGAGAGCGAGGGCCUGACGGGGUCCCUGGACCACCAGGUCCUGAGGGUUUCCCUGGUGACAUCGGACCACCUGGACAAAAUGGGCCUGAGGGACCAAAGGGUGCACCUGGGGUCAGGGGGUUACCAGGACCUCGUGGAGCUGCAGGACGAGAGGGAGAAGAGGGCCCAGUUGGACUACCUGGACCGACAGGACUGGAGGGUAUUAUGGGCAAAAAAGGUUUUCCUGGCAAGCUCGGUCCUGAAGGAGUUAAGGGGGAACAAGGAGACACAGGCAAGGCUGGUCCGAUGGGAGAGAGAGGUUUGGUUGGCUUUGUGGGGCCAGUGGGGGAACCUGGACUGGCAGGAGAAAAGGGCGAUCGAGGAGAGACAGGACUGCCAGGACCACCAGGCGAAAAAGGAUCUAUCGGACAUCCAGGGACUCCUGGAGAGGCCGGUGCUCCUGGACCACCAGGUUCCCCAGGAGCUCCUGGAUCACAAGGUCCUGCUGGCACUCGAGGGCCAAAGGGAAGACGGGGCCCACGAGGGCCAGAUGGUCAGAUUGGCGAGGCUGGCACUGAGGGCAAAAAGGGUCUCAUCGGUCCCCCUGGAAAAGCUGGGUUUCCUGGAGAGCAGGGGAAGAUUGGCGAGCCAGGAGAGACAGGGCCGAAAGGAUUUCCGGGAAUCCAAGGGCCUUCUGGAGCUCCAGGAGAAAAAGGGAUUGCAGGAGAGCCAGGACCCCCAGGAAUACCAGGAACAAUAGGGCCUCUUGGAAACAUUGGACCAAUGGGUCCACCAGGAAAAGUGGGAGACAUGGGCGUCCCUGGUGAGCCAGGAGAGAAGGGUGCGGCGGGAGCCGACGGGAGUGCCGGAGCUCCAGGCCUCAUCGGGCCCAGGGGAGAGCCAGGUUUGGAGGGUGAACUUGGCCCAGCUGGUCCCGACGGUGCCAAGGGUGAAAAAGGUGACAUGGGGCCAGAGGGUGAACCUGGUACCAGGGGUGACCCAGGGAUCAAAGGCAAAGAAGGGCCACCAGGUGAUCCUGGACUCACUGGAGUCAGAGGUCCUGAAGGGAAGCCAGGGAAAAUGGGUGAGAAAGGGAAGCCUGGCCUCAAGGGUGCAAAGGGCAACAUGGGACAUCUGGGUGUGACAGGAACAGCAGGGAAACCCGGGCCAGUUGGAACCAUUGGACCAAAAGGAUCAAGAGGAACUACUGGACCUGCGGGUGCUCCAGGCCGGAUGGGACAACAGGGGGAUCCAGGUCUAGUAGGGUAUGAGGGUCACCAUGGGCCACAGGGUCCUAUAGGGCCUCCAGGACCAAAAGGUGUAAAGGGCGAACAAGGAGAUGAUGGGAAAAUAACAGGUCCUCCUGGUUCCCCUGGAUUUCGAGGUCGCGUCGGUGACCGAGGUGACCGAGGGGAGCCAGGAGAUCCAGGAUACCCAGGUCAGACGGGGGUGGACGGACUUCGAGGAAAAGCUGGUGCACCUGGAUUACCUGGUCACCCUGGUCCUCGUGGACAACAAGGCCCCAAAGGAUCAAAAGGGGAACAGGGUCAAAAAGGUAAACAGGGUCAGCAAGGAGAACGUGGAAGUAGAGGAGCACCGGGUGAGGUUGGCUUGCCAGGCCCAAGGGGUGUGAUUGGUCGAGAGGGCCGGGAGGGCGUUCCUGGAGUGGAUGGUAUUCCAGGGAAGGACGGAAGUAAAGGAAUACCAGGUGAGCAAGGAGACGAUGGAGAGGUCGGGCUUCCGGGGAAAUCUGGAGCAAGGGGGAAAGUUGGUGUUCCAGGUUUACCAGGAGAUCAGGGUUCAUUUGGCCCAAAGGGUGAGCGAGGUCUCCCAGGUCAUCCUGGUCCUUCAGGGAAAAGAGGAUUUAAAGGAGGAAUGGGACUGCCAGGAGCUCAGGGAGAUCCAGGGCCCAAAGGACAGCCAGGAGAUGUCGGAGAGCCUGGUUUUCCAGGGAUACUAGGAAUAUUUGGUCCAAAGGGGCCUCCGGGUGACUUUGGGCCUAAAGGUAUUCGUGGACCUAAAGGGCCCCCUGGACAAAUGGGUAAAGUGGGGGUGACUGGUCCUGUUGGUAUAAUCGGCCCAGGUGGCAGUCCUGGUCCUAGAGGAGAUUCUGGUAGCAGAGGAGAAAUGGGUGCUCAGGGGCCGAGGGGUGCUCCUGGACGUCGCGGGCCUCCUGGUUUACCAGUAAGAGAGAUCUUUAUGUACUCUCAUAUUUCUUUCUGGCCUACAUGCACAUAUGAACAUGCACACAGACUUAAACCCACACACCCCACUCUCCUCCUUCACUCCACUCUCUGUCUGUCUGUCUCUCUCUCUCUCUCUCGCUCUCUCUCUCAGAUGGAGGAUCAGAUGGAUUUUCCCAUGGAUCAAGCUCCAGCAAUCUUACAGACACUGCACUAUCUGAGUUUGCUAGUUCUCAGUCUGAAGAAUCCACUAGGAACACGGGAUCAUCCGGCUCGCCUCUGCCGAGACCUUAUAACCUGCCAACACAAAUUCAUCGAUGGCACUUAUUGGAUCGACCCAAACCUGGGCUGCCCGUCUGACUCUAUAGAAGUGACAUGCAACUUCACAAGAGGCGGGCUCACCUGCCUUCGACCAAUUACUGUGUCCAAGCUGGAGUUCAGAGUCAGACACGUCCAAAUGAACUUCCUGCAUCUGCUGGGUUCAGGGGCAGAGCAACGUAUCACCAUCCACUGUCUUAACAUCACCAUCUGGAGCUCCGCCCCCACUCAGACUCCUUCCAAGAAUGCCGUGAGGUUUAUGGCAUGGAAUGGAAUGAUGCUGGAACCAGAAGUGUUGGAGGACACAUGCUGGCGACGUGAUGGCCGCUGGAGGAAUGCUGUCUUUCUGUUCAGAGUGACGGACGCCUCGCUGCUUCCCAUCACAAACAUCGCUGAUCUGCCAAAAACUGCGUCCAUGUCACGCUAUCACCUGGAGGUCGGACCUGUGUGCUUCCUGUAAUGUGUGUAAACGUGAAUUGGUAUGCAGUGUUAUGUGUGUCCACUUCCUUGCACACUAUAACCGGCUGAAGCUAUCCACGUCACAGCCGCAUUAGUAUUCAGCCACUGAUUGGACUGCAGAAACAGGAAGAAGGUGGUGUGACCGGGGCUUCUGGGGGAUUUAGCACUAGAAGACUGUGGAGGAGAAAUCCACCUUUCGGGCCUCAGAUGUCAUAUGAGAGAAGACUCCAAGAAUAUGACCCAGUUUGCAUAGUGCACUAGAUUCUAAAACUUGGAGCAUUGGAGAAAAAGGAAAUGUCCCUGGGCUUCAUGUCCUUGAAUCCAAGAUCCCGAAGGCAUCCAAACAUCAGAAGCACUCUCCAAGUCAGCUUCAAGUCAGUAACCAAGGAGCAUGCUGUGAGUGGAUAAGGGUUGUUGUUGUUGUUGUUUUUUUGUUUUUUUUGGCUAAACUGUUUGCUCCAAGCCUGUGAAAUUGUAUCUGCACAGCAAAAAAAAAAAAAAAAAAAAAAAAGAAGAAAGAAAAAAAAGCUCUAUUAGAAAGCUAUCUGCUUCUUCUCUCUUUACAUAAUGUGCAUAAUUAUUAUCAUGUAUACAGUGCAUUACUUUUUAGCUAAUCUAACCCAAUUGAGAUAUUAUUCAAAUGCUUGGAAAUCAAAGAAGGUUGUGUUUUUGUGUGCAGGUCCAGGUGACGUAUCACGGUAGCGUCUGUAACUAGUUGACAAAUUGUAUUUUUUAAUCUGUAAAUUUAGCACUCCAGAGAAGGAUAUAAAUAUAUUGUUGUUAAAGCAAUACAUAAAAAUGCUUUACUGUUAUCUUGGGUUUUUUUUUUUUUUGGUCAUUUUGUUUUAGUUUUUUUAUUUUAUUUUAUUUUAUUUUUCUGAUAAUCAACUCCAUACUCUAUGGCAGUCAUUUUCAUCUGCAGUUCUGGGAAUCCAUUGUUCUACAGAGUGAGAAGUUUUCCCCAGUGUAGACAGACAUGUUGGGAGCGGCGAACACGUCACACGGUGCCAUGCAGCAGCUCCCCUUGAGUGCAGCUGAGAUCCCGUGCUGCUGAAUUAUAUUCGCUUUUCAAAGAAGUUAUGGCGGUGUGUGAAUUUUUGCAGGCAACUUCUGUGAAAUCCAGUUACCUCACGCUUCCUGACUUCCCGUCAUCGUCCUGCCAUUCUUGGGUCCCAUCUGUGAUAAUGUUGACCAUUUGCAUGUGACUAUGACUAAAUAAUUUGUCUUCUCCCACCUCGCCAAAACAUUGUCUUUUCAUCCUCUGUAUUUAUCAUUUUUAGACCUAUUUGCCAUGCUUAUUCAUUGCAGUCUUACAUGCUUGGUUCUGGAACUAAGAACUAACUAUUUUACAUACCUAAUAAAGAUGUUGUUACAUGCUUCACCGUGUUCUGUGAUUGUUAGUGGUCAAAAGUAAUGUCCCCAUGUCCCUAGACAACUCUCAGAUCUUACCAUCUGUCCCAGCACACAGCCUUGGGGUAACCAUGGACAAUCAACUAUCCUUCUUGUCUCACACCGUCACGUUCUUCUGGUUUCUCCUUUACAACGUCAGAAGGUUUUGUCCGUUUCUAUCCACAGAGGUGCCACGCUGAUGCCCAUUCAGUCCCUUCCCAUUUGGACACUGGACCACUCCGACACGCUCCUGGCAAGUCUCGGUCUUCCAUUUACCCUCUGCAGCUCCACGAUGCUGCCGCAUGACUUGUUUUCAUCCUUUCUUACUUCUCCCGCUCUUUUUUUCUUUGCAUGUGUUAGGAAGCUGGGGUCAGAGCACACGAUCAGUCAUGAUUUGGCGCCCCCUGGAGCAAAGAGGGUUAAGGGCCUUGCUCAAGGGCCCAACAGCAGCAACUUGAACCCCCGACCUUCUGAUCAGUAACCCAGAGCCUUAACUGUCAAGCCACCACUGGAACAUGAGUUAAGACUGAACAGAGCACUGAAAAUCCUCAAAUAAGCUCCAUCAAAGACAGUCACAGUUAUAUCCAGGAGACUAAACUGAUGAAAUAGCAUCUAACCUGACCUAGCAAAGGUGACUGCUAUUAUGGAGCUUGAUCUGCCAUCAAACAUUCAAGGUCUACAAAGAAUUCUAGGCAUGGUUCGAUGCUUUGACUGAUAUCUCCAAUACCUGUCAGAGGUAACAGAACAACCCGAUGACUUUCUUAAUAGUGACACACUCCGGAUGUAGAGUGAGGUGUACGAAGGGCUUACAGAAGGAUAAAAAGCUUGACUUUAUACGCCCUGCCACUUGUAUUCAUGAUCUUACAAACCCCAGUAUUAUCAGUGCCGAUACUAGUAGUAUGAACUUCGAUGGAAUUUCAAAGCAGCAACUUUUUUUUUUGGAGUGUGUUGCAGUCGUCAGAUUUGAAAGGAGUGUGUAUUUUCAAAAAUAAAUUCAAUUCACAAAGUGAAACAUCAAAUGAUGUGUCAGUGAUGUGUUUUCAGUAUCGUACAGGGUGAAUCGAACGUUCCGAUGACUCCUCUUGUUUGUUUUUCUGCGUUUUCCAUACUGUCCCGACUUUUUGGGAAUCGGGGUUGUAUAUUAUGAUAUAUCUUACACCAGAAGAAGCGACUGAAUUUACAGUGAUCAACAUGCCCAUCCUCCCAGCAUCACAGAUCUUCCUGAGCGCAAGCCGAAAUCGGACGGCGACACCAAACGUUAAAAGACAUCGGUUUCAUCAGUAUACGAUAUUUAUUUGUAUAUAUUACAACUGGUACAAAAUACAUCUUCAAUGCGCUGUAAAACUCUACCAAAAAUGGAA
Molecule: messenger RNA, 8699 nt
Organism: Ictalurus furcatus (blue catfish)
Lineage: Eukaryota; Metazoa; Chordata; Actinopteri; Siluriformes; Ictaluridae
Gene: col27a1a
Product: collagen, type XXVII, alpha 1a
Exons: 60
Coding region: 377-5950 (1857 amino acids)
Cellular component (GO): basement membrane
Molecular function (GO): extracellular matrix structural constituent
Source: RefSeq, a predicted model, not a curated record